AUGAAGAAGACCGAGAUUAGUUCCGAGAAGUUGCAUUUAAGCAGACUAAGAGAGAGUUUAAGUAACAUCAGGAUGAAGUGUUUGUGUUCUGGUGAACAAAUGAGACUUAUAGAUGAGCAAGACAACAAGCGACCAGGCCUUGAUGUAAACUCAGCUUCAGCUGCUGAGAAGCUUGAUAAUGUGAACAUUGACGAAUUAGAGUUAUCUCUGCGUGAGACUAGUUCUUUAAACUACGAGGAGGCGAGCGCGCUUUUGGGGAGGAUUGAGUAUCAGAAAGGGAACAUAGAGGCGGCAUUGCGAGUCUUUGAACGGAUUGAUAUCAAUGGGAUCACAAUAAAGAUGAAAACCGCUUUAACUGUUAGACAAGAACCAAAAUAUAGAAGACGGUCCAAAACCAGCUUUGCUCCUCCUCCUCCCAUGUCUGUUAAUUUGCUCUUUGAUGCUAUUUUCCUCAAAGCGAAGUCUCUCCAGCGUCUUGCAAGGUUCCAAGAAGCUGCGCAGUCUUGCAGAAUCAUUCUUGAUAUAUUGGAGGCUUCUUUAUCUGAAAAUGUAAUAGAUGAUAUUAAGUUGAAGGAGACGCUGACAAAAGCAGUUGAGCUGCUUCCUCAGCUAUGGAAACUAGCUGACUCGCCGCAUGAUGCUAUCUUGUCUUACAGAAGAGCGCUUCUCAAUCACUGGAAGCUUGAUCCUGAAACCAGAGCAAGAAUUCAGAAAGAGUACGCCGUGUUUCUUCUCUACUCCGGUGUAGAAGCAGUCCCGCCGAACCUGCGCUCUCAGACUGAAGGAGCUUUCAUUCCUAGGAACAAUGUAGAGGAAGCUAUCCUUCUUCUCUUGUUACUUCUCAGGAAAGUUAACCAGAAGAGAAUCUCGUGGGAUGCAGCCAUCUUGGACCAUCUCACGUUCGCUCUUACGGUUGCAGGAGAUCUAACCGCUCUGGCUAAGCAACUUGAAAAGCUUAGACCUGAGAUAUUAGACCAGAGGGAGCUUUAUUAUACGUUGUCUUUGUGUUACAAUGGUGCAGGAGAAGAUCUUGUAGCGCUUGGUUUGUUAAGGAAGCUGUUUUCAGAACGGGAGGAUGUGUCUGGUUUGCUAAUGGCUUCUAAGAUAUGUGGUGAGGGGUCUGGUCUCGCUGAGGAAGGCAUAGACUAUGCGAGAAGAAGCUUAGGCAACGAGUGCGUUCAGUUAGAUGGUGCGGCGCGUUUAGUUUUAGGCAUUGCACUCACUGAAAGCUCGAGAGUAUCAGCUACUGAGGCCGAGCGUGUAGCUAGGCUAUCUGAGGGGAUGCAGGCUCUGGAGUCUACGGAUAUGACAGACCCCAGAGUCCUGCACCGUCUCGCGUUGGAGAACGCAGAGGAGAGGAAGCUGGAUUCAGCGUUAGCUUACGCUAAGCACGCGUUGAAGCUUGGAGCAGAGUCUGAUCUUCAAGUAUGGCUGCUUCUAGCUCGGAUUUUAUCUGCGCAGAAGCGGUUUUCAGACGCGGAGAGCAUUGUUGACGCAGCGCUUAACGAGACGGGGAAGUGGGAGCAAGGGAGGCUGUUGCGUCUGAAGGCAAAGCUUCGUGUAGCUAAAGGAGAAGUGAAGGAUGGGAUUGAGACUUACACACAGCUUCUCGCACUCCUUCAGGUUCAAAGCAAAAGCUUCAGCUCUGUAAAGAAGAUGCCAAAGGGAUAUGAUGUAGAGGGGUUGAGGAGUCUGGAGCUUGGGACGUGGCAUGAUCUUGCUCAUAUUUAUAUAAACCUCUCGCAGUGGCGUGACGCGGAGACAUGUCUCUCGAGAUCAAGACUCAUCGGUCCUUACUCUCCUGCAAGAUACCACACCGAAGGUGUACUGUACAAGAGACAAGGCCAACUAGAAGAAGCGAUGGAGGCGUUCACAACUGCUCUGGACAUCGAUCCAAUGCACGUCCCGAGCCUAAUAUCCAAGGCUGAGAUUCUAAUGGAGCUAGGGAACGGAUCAAGCAUAGCAGUUGUAAGAAGCUUUUUAAUGGAGGCUCUUAGGAUUGAUAGGCUGAACCAUACGGCUUGGUAUAUUCUUGGGAAGAUGUUUAAAGCUGAAGGAUCUGUCUCGUCUAUGCAAGAAGCUGUGGAGUGUUUUCAGGCUGCCGUUACACUGGAAGAAACGAUGCCAGUGGAGCCAUUCAGAUGAUCCUUUGUUGUGUUUUGUUUUAAUAGAUGCAUGUAUGUGUGGGUAUAUCUCAUCUGAUGUGAAGUUUAUAUUCUGUUAUACAGAGUUGAAAUAAACUCAAUAGUUUUUUGUCAGGUUAUAUUGUAAAAGACAGAUAACAUUUCAUAACAGAGAAAUU
Brassica oleracea var. oleracea is the source of this 2302-nucleotide messenger RNA. RefSeq names its product tetratricopeptide repeat protein 7A-like. The record is from RefSeq and is a predicted model, not a curated record. Lineage: Eukaryota; Viridiplantae; Streptophyta; Magnoliopsida; Brassicales; Brassicaceae. Gene Ontology annotation, molecular function: protein binding.